GUUCAAGUGAAAAAUGUCGCCAAUAUGGAAAACAGACCUUUUCCUUCUACUUAAAAAGGAUAAACGCGUUGAUUAAAUUUCAAUGUAAAUUCAUGUUGUGUUCCAUUCUGUGUGGUUCUCUCUGUCUCAGUGAGUUGUCUGCUGGCGAUGCAUAAGCUACAUGCUUUCUGCCCACGCAACAAUAUUCAGUUCGUUUGAUAUGUUCUACAUUCAUCGUUGAAUGGACAUGGACAUUUUUGUGUGAUUCCACGGCGAUUGAGUGAAUUUUUGUUGUAGAUUUUUUAUUUGUAUUUCUGUAUAAUCAUCACCACCAUCAUUGCUUUGUAAAUUGAAUUUCAAAUAAAAUUCAUUCAAAGCAAAAUUACAAGUGAAGUGAAAAAGUUGCAGAUUUUGAGUGUGCCAUCAGAACGAAUGUUUUGAUAUUGAGGCAAAUGAAUGCGCUGUCAUUUCUAUCAAAAGUAGAAAAGAGAAAAAUAAAGUUUUGGUGCGUGUUUCGUAUAUGUCGAGUAUUUGAAUAGAUUUUUUCGGUGGAUUUCAUAAAAAAAAAGCUUCACAAAAGCAAACAGCAAUAUGCGUUUAUACGAGCCGUUGAGUUACUUGAACAGUAAUAAUAACAACAACAACCACAACAAUUAUAGUCACGCCAACGAUAUUAUCGAUCGCGACUGCCAUUCAAAUGGAAAUUUCAGUGGAAAUACGGUGAAAACAUUCACAUCGAACGGAAAUCACCAAUCAAAUAUCGACAGUGUGACAGUGACAUCUCCAAAAACGGCAACCACAAGCAGUACCUAUUUUGAAAUCAGCGACUCGUCGUCGUCAUCGGCCGGAUGUGAUGCAUUGAGCGCAUCACAAAAUUGGCAAUUGGAAACGGAGUUCAGCAAAGCAUUAUUGGCAUUGAACGAAACAUAUUGUUUCUAUGGAUCGCACAAAAAAUUAAAAUCACGUGAACAUCUCGAUACGGUUGACGACGAAGAUGACGACGACGAUAAUGCCAACGGCAAUGGGAAUAUUGUGAAUUCCAUUGGACCGUGUUCAAAAGACACCGUCGACUUGAUUGAUGGCUCGUCAUCCGAUAUUGAAGCGGAAAUUAAUCGAUUGAUUAGUCGCAGCAAUUUAUGCAGACAGAAUUUUGAAUGUGAAUCCUACAAAGACAACGCUCCCAAUACGCAGGAGCAAUUGAUGGAUGAAGAAGAAGAAUUUUCAUCGUUAUCAAUCUCAGCGUCGUUGAGUGCAGAAAAAUCACCAUACCCACGUGGUAUCAUUAAUCCAAAUUAUCCCGGUUUCCAACACUUAGCCCACACACUCUCUGAACAUUUUGUCGAUCAUCACGGCAACCAGGUCGGAAGUAUGUCAGACAGUGACUUUUCCGAAGUUGACAGCGAUUUCCCAAGUGAAGGCCAUAGCACGGAAAAUAAUAACACUUUUGCAUGCGACGAUUCGAAUGGAAAUAAUAUUAUUGCUGAGGAGAGAGUAACGACUAAAUGUGACAAUUUGACGACGGUUGAAGAGAUUUUACGUACCGUUUUCGAAUCCAAUUCAACUCAUUUGUCUACAGCCAUCGAAAUGCUGUCCGAAAAGGAGCUUAUCGAUUAUGAACAAACCGAUAUUCAUUCAAUUGACGGUGUUACUGAUGUAAAUGCAUACGAUUUGAAAACCUACUUGGAACAUUAUGACGACGGUGGAAUUAAUAUUGAAAAUAUGGGAGUAUUUGCAAAGAAAAUUGAAUCACCCGUGAAUGAACCGGAUGUGGUGAAAAAGUCCAAUUCAUGCGAACGAGGUUUCGAGCAGAGUGUUGAUAAGCCCGAUAUUUUGCUUGAUGUCACUGAAGACUUGUCACCAUCAAGCGUAGAAAAAGAUGAACCUGGAAGUGCUUGGAGCAUCACUCCAGUCGAUAUUGUUGGCAAUUUUGAACAGGAAGUUGAACGUGAGCUUGGCCUUUUGGUGACGGGCUACAGAAGCAACAGCUUUUCAAAUGAUUGCGAUGAGGUUGAUUCUCCAGUUUGCGGCAAUAUUGAGGCGAAUGAUAAAUUCACGGACAAGAUAACCGAUGCUAGUUUAUCCAGUGCAAAUGACACAAUUGCGAAAGCCGAUCAUGAGCAAUCAACUGAACAAGACUCGAUGAUAAAGAAUCAAAUUCCAACGGCAAUUGUUAGGCCAAAGUAUCAGCGAUCAUCGUUUGAUGAUCGUCAAUUGCCCACCGUUGCAUACAUGAAUGACGACACAACGGCUUGGUAUGACAAACAGACCAACACAAAUGACUCGUCUCCGACGAAAUGUUCUGCUCCAGUAGUGACAGCUCCACCACACCCAAAGAAAAUCCAUUUGCCCGAGUUUGAUCGCAAAGCGAAAAAGCAUAUGAAAUCGACGACGACGAUGAGCAGUGUGAAAUCCGCCCACAAUGUUGUAGACAACUGUACAACAGCGCACAAUAAUCAGACUGGUGCAACAGACAAUACGAAACGCUCAUCAGACGGUAAAGAAUCGGUUGAAUGUGCGGACACGAAUUGCAGUGUCGUCCAGAAAUCGAAGAAAUCGGGUGCAAGUGUUGCUGUGGUUCAGCCACGUAAGAAAGAGCGAAUGGAUGAACGCAAACUGAUGGAAACCAUUGUGCAAAUGCAGAUAAAGAAAAAUGCACUAUUGUACCGCGACCAGGGCAAACCAAACAACAAUAACAACAACGGCGGCGGCGGCGGCAGCACGACAAUGGCAAAAAGUACAUCAGACGUCAAUCAGACCAACGGUAAUGUGAAAUAUUUGAACAAUAACAAUAACAACAAUGACGACAGCUGCACGAAUUCGGAGCGCAAUCACGCGAAAACAGAUCAGAAAGAGAAUUCAGGUUGCUUUGAUGUGUACAAUAUCGAGACAGCGCUUCCGGUUAUCGAUAUGGAAACCAUUAAAAAUCAUAUGAAAUUGGUUAAGGAGGACGAACGACGCAAACGAAAUGAUCGUGAGGAAAUUCGUCGUCGAUUGGCCAUGGGCGCUGAAGAUGAUUACCUAACAAAAAUCUCAACAGCAAAACCAGGACGCAAACCCAGCUUACAGACACGGUUGCAAGAAGGUAAAAAUUUGCAAAUUUGCUUUGUUAAUGAUGCAGCAGCUGCAGCUGACGGUGACAGCCUCAGUUCAGACAGUGAAUCUUGCCCAAAGCUAUCAAAACCUGUAACACAUACCAAUCAUACCAAUCAACCGCCAGUUCCAGUUCGUCACAGCAAUAUUACCGCACAGGCAAAUCCUUAUAAUUCACGACCAUUGUCGAUGAAAAAGACCGCUUCACAGGAAAAAGUUCGAUCAUCAGCUUUAACAUUGGAUGCAUUGAAAACCGAUGAAGAUCCAAAAGAGAUCGAUUUCUUCACCAAGCAGGCGCGUCUACAAAUCGAAGCGCGAAUGGCAUUAGCUCAAGCAAAAGAUAUUGCACAUAUGCAGAUGGAGAUGGAACGUCAAAAGCAAAUGGAGUCACCAAUUACAAAUAUGAUCCGCAGUACGAUUGAAAAAGUCGGUUAUAAUUUCCCGGCUGGAAAGCGUCGUGUUUCACGUCAAAUGUUGACCGAUAUGAAUGUGGCACAAUUGCAGAUCAUUGUCAAUGAUUUUCACACACAAAUCGAGAGUCUGAACGAGCAAUUGGUGAAAUAUCUGAUGGAUCGUGAUGACUUGCACAUGGGCCAAGAUUCGAUGCUUGUGGACAUUGAAGAUCUAACACGAUACUUAGGUGCAAAAAAGGAUCCAUACAGUGAACGCAAGAAACCAGCAAAAAAGUACCAUUCAAUGAAAUCUCCCAAAUAUAUGGUUUCACAAAAGAUGCAGCCGCAACAUAGAUUAGCUAGUCAAAUUGGAAAAUCUUAAAAGACACAGACAAAAAAAAAGACACAAGUCCCGUUUGCAGUUAAGGCAGAUCGCAUUUCCUAGCAAAAAUUGGUUUAACAUUGGUUGUUAUAAUAUGUUUACAAGCCGAAAAAAGAGCAAACUAAACAAAAAUGAAGAUGUUAAAUUGGAUUGCAUUUUAUUUUCGAUAUCACUUGAAAUUUUUAAGCACUUGAAUAUAGAGCCGAUUCCGUUCCUGAUUAUGGCGUUUCCUUUUAAGUUUCAAUUUAGCGUUUAAUUUUUCCUUCUUCUUUUUCUUCCGAAUAAAGGCUUUUUCAUCGCUAUUAUUUUCGUUCUAACAAAACAAAUCAAUCUUGUUAUGCGUUGCGCACGCAAUUUUUAUUGGAAUUUUUUCUAGAUGGGUCAAAGAUAUAAAAAAGUUACCAUCACACAAAAAGUGCAAUUGAAGUAGUACAUCGCGCGCUAUUACGCUUCAUCUUAUGGACAUGAUCUGCGACACACAGAUCCAUAGACACAAAAAAUCGGCGUGUGUGUGUGCGUGUCGUGCUAUUGCGCAAGCAGAGUCGAAAACUGUAAAUAGUAUCCAAUAACAAUACCUUUUAACUUACUACUACUACGCUAUCAAUUUCACUGAUACUCUCUCAACUCUUUAAUAAACAACCGGAUAAUCUAUCUCUCUCGAACAUCUAUAAUUAUUAUUAUGUACUCUUAAUUCACUUCAACCUCGGCCGUGUUACGACAUCAAGUUAUUGCUACUUAUCGUCUCUCGUUGAAGAUUUGUUCCACAAUUAUCGAGUAAAUCGAAAAUGAGAGCGAGAAAAGAGCAAAAAAUGGGGAAAAAAAGAAGAAAAAAAAAAUGAAAAGAGAGAUGAAAGCAAAAUUGAAGAUGGAAAAAUUGAACUGACACGAAUCAAUCAUAAAAAUUGAAGAAGAGAAGAAAAAAAAUGGAAGGCAAUUUUGUUAUUUGAAAUGUCAAUUGAAAUUGGCUUGUGAUCGUAACACGGUUCCUUUAGUAGUUUCAAUGUUUCUAUUCCAUUCGUUCUUUUUCCUCUAUCGAAUUUCCGGUAAAUAAUGUUUUAGUUUAGACCAAUUUUCAACUUUUUACGUUUCAUUCUCAUCCAUAAACAAGUCAUAUUUCUCCUGAAAUAAAAAAACCUUAAAACCUAGACACUAAUGGUCACAAACAGUUCAUAAAACCAAACUAUUUAUCAGCUCUUGUGAAGUUAUACAUUGUACUCAAGUCAUUUAUUUAUAGAUUUCUUAGAGGAACUUCGCUCAUACUCCUCCUUAUUUAUCGAUGAACAAAACAAAACAAAGAAAAAUUAGCCAGAACCUGAAUAUUUAACUGUGAAAAAAAAGACAACACUAUUUUUCGAAUUCAUUUCCGUAGAGUCAUUCUUAACUAGUCCGUUGAAUUGAAUUGGAACAUAGGCCCAAAAUACUUGUCAAUCAUGAAUGAAUAAUGCAGACAACGCUUGCACUGUGCACGUGUUGUUGGAGAAAACAGAAAAUCUUCGCCGUGCACCAAAAAUAUCAAAUCAAAUCGAUCAUAUCGUUGAAUUACUCAGUAAUUAUUACCUAAUAAGUAGACUAACAGUGAAAUGGAACAAUCAAUACCUAUGCAGACGAUAGAACUACCACACACAGAACAACACAUACAUUUACUUUGAGACUUGUUACAUUCACUUCAGUUGCAAUUCCUGACAUUUCUUUCAAUAUUCGGUUUUGUUUUUUCCUUUCAAUUUCGUUCGUGAUCCAACCUGAAUCUCUUGUUUACUCUCAUUCUUAAAACAAUAAUCAAAAGACUUGAACUGAAUUGAAUAUAGCGUGUUAUAAUCAGCUAUUCAAUACAAAGGAAAAAUCAAACACACAAACAGUGGUGAUUCAUUCUAUAGACGUUUUCUAACCAGAGAUGGAAAUUGAAUUGAAAUCUGAAUCUUUGUCUCACUUACGAAAAGUGUGUCAUUUAGCAACGGCAACAGAAAAGAAAAACGUUUCAGUUGCAGGUUUGAAAUAGAUAUGGGGUUAUUUUUAUGGCAGCACAGUGUAUACAUUACGGUGAAUUUUGAACCGUAUUAAUUAAGACAUCGAUAAUUACUGAGCUAUUUAUAUGAUUGUUGGCUCCAUUUUCCACAAUACCUCUCAUAGCUCAUAUCGAUCUCGGCUAAAAUAACACACUUUUCGUUUAUGAACAAACAGAGCAAUUACCAUAGAUUUAAAAAAACACAUAACGCUAUUACUUCUAUCUUGAUAUUUAACAAAAGCAUAUUUAUCCAAAAACAACAACAACACAUUAACUAAAAAUACCACAAACAAGAAUAUAUGCAAACAAAUAUUCUAAAGGUUAUUUAACACUUAAUCUUAUGUAUCGAUUGAUUGAUAUAUAUUCACAUUGAUUGCGAUCAAAUUAUAGACUAAAUUCAGCCAAAAUCGCAAUUAACUUUGUCUGAAACAUCGUUAAUUUCAACAACCAAUAAACAAUACCUUUUAUGGCACUUGAACUAA
Molecule: messenger RNA, 6327 nt
Organism: Sitodiplosis mosellana (orange wheat blossom midge)
Lineage: Eukaryota; Metazoa; Arthropoda; Insecta; Diptera; Cecidomyiidae
Gene: Schip1
Product: schwannomin-interacting protein 1 homolog
Exons: 10
Coding region: 571-3843 (1090 amino acids)
Biological process (GO): positive regulation of hippo signaling
Cellular component (GO): plasma membrane; cell junction
Source: RefSeq, a predicted model, not a curated record